Molecule: messenger RNA, 1224 nt
Organism: Bipolaris maydis ATCC 48331
Lineage: Eukaryota; Fungi; Ascomycota; Dothideomycetes; Pleosporales; Pleosporaceae
Molecular function (GO): protein binding
Source: RefSeq, a predicted model, not a curated record
AUGGCCGUGCCGACGCCUCCAAUCCCCCCAGUCUCGCCAGACUCGGGCCCUACCGAUCCUACGCUACCCAAGCUUCCCGCGGGAUGGAUAGCCCAGUGGGACAAUACAUCCCGAAAGUACUACUAUGUCCAGAUCAGCACUGGUGUUUCGCAAUGGGAGCUACCCACUAGCGAAGCGCCUAUAGGUGGCAGUUCGAACCACAGCACUCCCGCACAACACACGAACCCAUACAGCAGCCCAGACGGCACAUCAGGACCAGGCGCAAGCGACGGAACAAGAGGCAUGGGCGACGGACAAACAGGCGACAGGGGAGGCGGACUGGGCGGCUUCGCCAUGAACGCGCUCAUGGGAGGCAACAAGCAAAAUAACGGUGGCCACGGUGGUAGUGGUGGCGGUGGCGCUGGAGGCCUCGUCGGUCAACUUGCUGGCUCGUUGCUUGGAGGUGGAAAGCAAUCUGGAAACUCUUCCGGCAGCCACGGCGGCAGCGGUGGUGGUGCUGGAGGGCUAGUCGGCCAACUUGCCAGCGGUCUGCUAGGUGGUGGCAAGCAGCACGGAAACUCUUCUGGAGGACAGCAGGGUAAUAACUCUGGCCAUGGUUCGAGCGGUGGUGGUCUUGCCGGCGGCCUCGGAGGUAUGCUCAGCGGCGCGUUGGGCGGAGGAUCUCACGCCAAGCCGAACAACGAUUAUGGCUAUAGCGGCUCUGGCGCCCCAUCCGGUGGAUCGUACACUGGUACCGCGCCGCCCUCCUCGUACAACCCUGGCUCUCAGUACGGCGGUGGCCCUCAAGGUCACUCGGGCCACUCAUCUACCCCCGGACAGUCGUACGGCCAAGGACAUGGAAACCAGGGACAGGGACACGGGGGCUAUGGCUCGCAACAACACACUCCACAGCCACAACAGGGACACGGUUAUGGCUCACAGGCCGGUUUUGGUGGACAGUCUGGUUAUGGUGGACCAGCUCCUAGCUACGGUCAGGGACCACCAUCAUCAGGUCCCGGCGGCUACGGCCAGCAAGCGGGAUACGGAGGCCCUGCAUACGGCGCUCCUUCUGGCCCCUACGGUGGCCCAGGAAACUACGAUAACCACCAGCACAACCAGUAUGGUGGUGCCCCGACACAUCAGAACCAGUACGGUGGAGGCCAACAGUAUCCCCCACCUCCAGGUCAAGGAGGCAACUACGGCGGCUCACAGGGUCACCACGCACCCCAGCCCGGCUGGCAGUAA